Molecule: messenger RNA, 2407 nt
Organism: Rhincodon typus (whale shark)
Lineage: Eukaryota; Metazoa; Chordata; Chondrichthyes; Orectolobiformes; Rhincodontidae
Gene: epm2a
Product: EPM2A glucan phosphatase, laforin
Exons: 3
Coding region: 124-885 (253 amino acids)
Biological process (GO): protein dephosphorylation
Cellular component (GO): nucleus; cytoplasm
Molecular function (GO): protein tyrosine phosphatase activity; starch binding; protein tyrosine/serine/threonine phosphatase activity
Source: RefSeq, a predicted model, not a curated record
CAGCCUCCAGGGAGCCCAGUGAGCGCCGGGGACAGACGCCGAAACUGGGAAGCUCACUGCUCCCUGAGCCAGAGUUUAGUUUCCCGACUCCGCAUCGCUCUGGCCCGGGCUUGCCGCCCCGCAAUGUUGCUGAGGUUUGGGCUGGUGGUGACCGUGGAAGAGCAAGAUGUGCAGCUGUUUCUGUGCGGAUCCAGGCCGGAGCUGGGACACUGGGAUCCCGGGCGAGCGCUGCCCAUGGUAGCGGAGAGCAGUGCAAUCAAUGAACCGUCCUUUUGGACCGCUGAGGUCCUACUGCAGGAACCCAGCAGAGAAACCUUCUGGUUCAAGUUCGCCAAAAAGAUCGGCGGAAAAUUCAUCUGGGAAGGAAAUGGACCUUUACACGAUCGCUGCUGUGAAUACGAUGAUAGCAAUUUGGUGGACGGUGUUUACUGUUACCCUGUUGGGCAUUAUAUUGAGGAGAGUGGAUAUUCAAAUGAAAUGAAGCACACCACUGAUUUCUACUUUCACAUAGCUGAUCACCAGGCUAUGCAUUACUCCAGUUAUAAUUUCAAUCUGAUGAAACUAUCUAACAUUUUAUUGAUUUCUCUGGCUUGUUUCACAUCAGGCAGGGUGAAGAUGCUGCCUCAAGCUGUAUACCUGCUUCAUGGAUUGCUGGAAAAUGGCCAUACUGUCUAUGUCCAUUGUAAUGCAGGUGUGGGUAGAUCGACUGCUGCAGUAUGUGGGUACCUGAUGUAUGUAAUUGGAUGGAAUCUUAGAAAAGUUCAGUACUUUGUAACCUCCAAACGACCUGCAGUGUACAUAGAUGAAGAGGCUUUGAUUCGUGCCCAGAAUGAAUUUUAUCAAAAAUUUGGAAAUGUCCACUCUUCUGUGUGUCACAACUGUUAGACAGUAAUUACAGUUUGAAAAGACUAUAUUUAAGAAUAGGUGUGUUUUCUUUCUGAAAUGAAUACACAUUUUGAUGUUAAUGUUAUGACAGCUCAAUCCUUGGAACAUCCUUGCAACCACCAAGAAGUAUAACUCCAUCUUCUAUUGUCCAAGCAGAGGUAUUGAGUUCAUACUUUUAAUUCACCUAGCUGGAAAAAAAAUACAAGUAUGCGGUUCUAAAACCAGUAACUAUUGGGAGCUGGCUGUGUUUAUUCACCAAGGGUACUGGGUGGAAACUGGUUGAUUCUAUUGAGCUACCACCAAGGGUUUGUUUAAUUAUUUACAAUACUGCUUUCUAAUAACCUUAAUUGAACAUGUUGUAUUUCCAAAUUUCAAUCUUGUUCAGUAACUAGCCAGUGGGAAGUAUGUGAAAUGUUGGAUAGGAGAUUUGCCUAAUGAUUUUUCUUCUCUUCCCAUGGAAAACAUCCAAGUUUCAGACAGCAUGCCCUAGUGAAAUGAUCAAAUGUGAAGUGACAAAUAUUAAGACAUCAAGUAGCUGCUUACUUUGAGAAAAUAAUAAACAAACAUCACAGAAAGAACCCGUACUGUGUUGCAGAGUGGAAUUUAAAUGUAUUUAUACUCAUAACCUCCAAAAUCAAAUAUAGAGUUUAUAGUACAUAUAGGUCAAUCAGCCUGAUAUUUAUUUUCCACAUGCGUCUCCUCCUACCCCUCUUCUCACAUCUUAUUAACAUAUUCUUCUAAUCUGUUCUCCAUGUUUUGUCCAACUUUCCCUUAAAGACAUCUGUACUGUUCACAUCAAGUACUUCAUAUGACAAUAAGUUGCUCUAUCUGAAGUUCUACCUGAUUUCCCACCAGAUUUAUUCAUAAUGGUCACACAUUUAUCGCUUUAUGCUCAUUUUCAAUUCCUCCCCAUGGCUUCAAACCACCUUAGCUUUGUAACUUCCUCCUGUCCUUUGAAUUUCUUUAAGAAAACUAAAGGUACAUUGCUAUCUUUUUUUCUCUCCUGCAUCCUAGUUGCUGGUUAUAGAACAACAUUACCAAAGGGCUGGCUGACAGUGUUCAUCCUCAUAGCCAAAGAAUGGUGGAUGUGAUUAAGCUUAUAGGAGUGACAAAGCAGGUCUCUAAUAACAUACAAUAAUGCAACAACGCUAAGCUAUAACUAUGCUAAUACUAAUGACCAUUGUCGUACACUUGCAAUUUAUAAAAUGGUCAAAGCGUGAAAAUUUGACUCUACUAUAUGAAAGAAGCAGUAACAAUAACAUUUUAUAUUUAAGAUUGCAAUUACAACUUGUAAUCUGAGGAAACUUCAACAGUGUAGUAUAUGAGGAAAUGUAGAAUCUCUGGCAGGAACAUCUAGAAUCCAAUGUUUAACUGCACAUGUGCAGUCUAGAAGUUGCUGUCAGUAUGAAAGGAGUAAAAAUGGUAAUCACUGACUAUUUCACCAUCAUUAUGAGUGCAAAAUCUAAGCCAUUUAAAACUCAAUUGACUGUAUGCAAUACUGACUAGAGAAAUCUAUAAUAAA